AUGUACCAAGAGCGGAAUCCCGGCAGCCAGAAUACCGGCAGCGAUGAGAGCGCAAAGAGUCCGCUUGCGGGCUCGGUGGCUGGCUGCACUCACCACAGGUUUUAUUCCCACUCUGUGGGUCUUGUGGACACCCACGAGUGGGAAACCCCCGUGGCCCAGCUGGGCCAGGACAUUGCUCUGAGUGUCCAGGUCUCUGGAGAAGACACCACCGUGACUUGGGAGGUGGACGGGAAGCCUCUCCCUGACAGGUGCCAGCUGGUGAAUGACAAUACGACGCUGAUUAUCCCGAACGCGCAGUGGGAAGACCGUGGCAGAAAUUUCAGUGUCAGGAUCACGAACCCAGUCAGUGUGGAGACCCGAGAGCACCUGCUGCAGAUUACUGGCCCAGUUGUCGUCUCCAAUAUAACCUGUAACUCUACCCUGCUGGGCCAGGACAUUGCUCUGAGUGUCCAGGUCUCUGGAGAAGACUCCACCGUGACUUGGGAGGUGGAUGGGAAGCCUCUCCCUGACAGGUACCGGCUGGUGAAUGACAAUACGACGCUGAUUAUCCCGAACGCGCAGUGGGAAGACCGUGGCAGAAAUUUCAGUGUCAGGAUCACGAACCCAGUCAGUGUGGAGACCCGAGAGCACCUGCUGCAGAUUACUGAUCCUGGAAGAUCACAUCUUGGCGUCAUAUUCGCCAUUGUGGCAUGUGUGAUAGUUGUUGCGGUGGCUGUCGGAAUCUAUUGCAUAUGUAACAAGAAGAGAGGAACCAAACAUAGGGAGAAAAAUGGCUCCACCCAGAAUGGAUCUCUAGCCCAGCGAGUGCCGUAUACUAGGGCCUCUGACAUAGAAUUGGCUGAAGGAGAGGGGGGUGCGUGUUGACUUUGGAAUUUUUAGAGAAUCAAGAAAUAUGAAGCAAAUCUGCCAGUGUAUUAUCUCCAUACGUGAAACUACCUCCAAGUGGCAGCGUCGCACAUUUCACAGGACCGUCUGUAUAAACGUUUACCUGCUGUAACUCAUGUUUACAUGUAACUGUCUGGAGCUGUAUAUGUUUCUUCCAUUAGGAACCAGAUCAAUGGUGCUGGUGCCUCAUGCCGCUAUGCGGUGCCUCAUGCUGUUAGUCACACUGAUCCCACCCACCAGAACCUGAUGUCUCCGGCACUGGGACUCGCUUAAACUGUGCCUCAAUAUUGCCACCCAGACACGUGCAGAAUUUGUAGCCGUACGUAGGAAAUAUGUGCGCCAGUCGGAAGCAGUGGAUCAUGGUUUUUGUCUUCUGCACAUACAUCCGGCUAGCGUGCGCACAGUGUUGGAAUUGCGUUUGUGUGCGCGGGAGACGCACCGUUUCACAAAUAUCUUCAAAAUGUAUUUGGCGUUCCUGGGCGGUGAAACUCACAAGAUGGUCUGUGUUAUGGGAAUGGCGUUUGUUCAUGUGCCACGUGGGUAGUUGUGUUUUGCCUCUGGAAAUUGAGCUACUGGGGGUGAUUCAGACCGGAUCGCUGCUGUGCGUUUUUGCACAUCAGGCGAUCGGGUAGUAACUGCACAUGCACCGCAAUGCGCACGCACGACGGACAACAACGGCCAUCGGCGGUCAGCGACAGGAUGGUGCGAAAAAUCCGAUCACACAGGAGUUGAUUGACAGGAAGAGGCCGUUUGUGGUUGGUAACUGUUUACUGGGAGAGUCUGGGAAAAUACAGGCGUUCCAAGCGUUAUCAGGGAGGGUGGGUGACAUCCGCUCCGGCCCCGAUCAGCCUGUUCUCAUCGCACUGUAGAAGUAAGUCCUGGGCUGCGCACACACUGUACACAGUGGAGUUUUGCAGUUCGGCGCACACAUGCGACCAAUAUUUAAAUAUUUAAUAAAUCCUGAUCCCCUGGUCUCGAUUGUUUUCUGUCAGAAUCGGGCAUUUUUAACAUGCUUAAUUUCCCCGAUUCCCAUACGGAUCGAUGGUCGGCUGUGCCGGCGAGCCAGGGGGUCAGGGAAUCGUGGUGCCAGAUAUAUGGGGGGCCUUUACCCUCAUGUAUAAUAUCCCCAUUCCCCUAUAGAUUUUAAGCUCCCAGAUAACCUGUUUUUACUUGAAAUUGCAAUUUUUUUUAUUAUGAGAUGAUAUUUGUAAUGAAUUUGAAGGGUAGUUACCUGGAGAAUGAUGACAUGGCCAGCGUUUACUAAUACCUCAGUGACUGCUACAUAAGAUGCUGUUCUUAUAAUACGAUUUGUAUUUUAUGAUGUGUAAAUCUCCUAUGGAGAAAUCAGCAUUUCUCUGACGUCCUAGUGGAUGCUGGGUACCCCGUAAGGACCA
Molecule: messenger RNA, 2279 nt
Organism: Pseudophryne corroboree (corroboree frog)
Lineage: Eukaryota; Metazoa; Chordata; Amphibia; Anura; Myobatrachidae
Exons: 6
Coding region: 1-864 (287 amino acids)
Source: RefSeq, a predicted model, not a curated record